UCUGUUCGCCCACACGGGUAUGUUUACGCAGAGCGCUACUAUUCUAUUGUGUUUAAUCUGUUCGUUUGAAUCAAAUUAAUUUAAAUGUCUUGUGCAACGGACACGAUAGCGUUGUGUCUUUUUCAAAUGUUACACUCCUCAGUAUUUUUUUUUAUCUAAAUAAAAUGUAGGCCGUUAAAAAUGUGUACUUGCUCGUGAUGCGUCCACUUGUCUUGCGCACUCUGCGAUUAUUUUGUAUUUUUUCUUUUUCUCUUUCCUUUUGACACCGCCGUGCUGACCACCGAACUGAAGACUUGGCUCCGCGGUUCCCUUGUGGUGGAAGAUUCUCGAGGAUACGCAGCAAAUCAAGAGGCUCGGCAACGUGCAAACAGGACGGGGAUGUUUCCCACCCCGAUCUACUCUCAUGCUGGCUGUGGAGCUUUUACCGAUGUCUACGACCCUGCCGAGGACACCUUCCUUCUGAUGGACACCCUGGAACAGGAUGCGGAAGAUCUGCUUCACAUCAAUCCCGCCAUCUGUUUGGAGGUUGGCUCCGGCUCUGGAGUCGUCUCUGCUUUUCUGGCCUCCGUGAUUGGACCUCAGGCAGCCUAUUUCUGCACCGACAUAAAUCCCGUGGCUGCUGCCUGCACGAAGGAGACGGCCCGCUGCAAUGAUGUCAGCAUUCAGCCUGUGAUCACAGACCUGGUGCAGGCGCUGGUGCCAAGGCUGUUGGACAAAGUGGACAUCCUCCUCUUCAAUCCCCCCUACGUGGUGACCCCGUCGGAGGAGGUCGGAAGCAGUGGCAUUGAGGCAUCUUGGGCUGGCGGCGAGAGGGGCAGGGAGGUGAUGGACAGGCUGUUCCCAGUCAUUCCAAAACUUCUGAGCCACCAGGGCUUCUUCUAUCUUGUGACUGUGCAUGAGAACAAUCCAGAGGAAGUCAUCAGUCUGCUUGGGAAAUCCGGCUUGAGCGGCCGUGUGGCGCUGUCCCGACGAGCUGGGAGGGAGACGCUCUCCAUUCUCCGAUUCAACAAAUCCUGACCGCGCUCCGCCCUCGGAAGAUUCUCAUUGAAUGGCCAACUGCGAAGAGCCUUUGGUGACGUGGGGGUGACAUUUAAACGUAAAUCAGACCUACUGCAGACAUGCAUUGUAACCACGCAUGAAUCGCGGACUACUCGAAGGACCGCUUUGAGCCCACCGUCACGGCCGCACAGAGGUGGACUGUAGCGCAUUUGGUGUUGAUGUGUGAUCGGCGCUCGCAUUUUAGUUUCAGGAGUUAGAAAGGGCGACAGCGACGACAAGUGCAGCGCACCAAACUUGAACGAUCAUUUUGUGUGUGUGUGUGUGUGUGGGGGGGGGCACGGAGGUCCCAUCUCCCUCAUUGAUGUUGAUGUGAAUUGAUUGUUUUUGUUGUUCCCUUUUCCUCCUUCCUUGUGUUUGUGUAUCCGUAAACUUAUCAACCCCAAGCUCAUAACUGGUUUGUUACAAUUUGUCAUUCCUUUCAUGCAAUUAUUUUGUCUGCAGUGUUGCAGGUCCUUCCGAAUAAACGCCUAUUUUUCUAUGAA
Molecule: messenger RNA, 1541 nt
Organism: Erpetoichthys calabaricus (reedfish)
Lineage: Eukaryota; Metazoa; Chordata; Cladistia; Polypteriformes; Polypteridae
Gene: hemk2
Product: N-6 adenine-specific DNA methyltransferase 1
Exons: 7
Coding region: 379-1017 (212 amino acids)
Biological process (GO): methylation
Cellular component (GO): eRF1 methyltransferase complex
Molecular function (GO): nucleic acid binding; protein methyltransferase activity; S-adenosylmethionine-dependent methyltransferase activity
Source: RefSeq, a predicted model, not a curated record